AUGGAAGAUAAUGAUAAAGAAAAUCAUCAAUUAUGUCCAUUAUAUCCGUCUACUCUUCAAAAACAUGUACAGCUUGAUAUGUCAACGAAUUUGGAAUGGGCAGAUGUUGAACAAAAUCUCAAAAAUGUACAAACAGGUGGUAUUUACACUCCAGAUGAUUGUAUAUCUCGACAAAAACUUGCAAUUAUUAUUCCAUUUCGUAAUCGAGAAACUCAACUUAAAAUACUCUUACGUCAUCUUCAUCCAUUUUUACAACGACAAAAACGUGCUUAUCGAAUAUUUGUUGUUGAACAGUUCGGUAAUGGUACUUUCAAUAAAGGUUUGAUUAUGAAUGUAGCAUUUAAUCAAGCAUCAAAAUCAACAACACCUAUAUUUGAUUGUUUUAUUUUUCAUGAUGUUGAUCUUAUCCCAGAAAAUGAUUUUAAUGUAUACGAAUGUGAUAAACGAGGACCUCGACAUUUAGCACCAGCAGUUGACGAAUUACGUUAUUUUUUAAUGUACAAUGACUUGAUCGGUGGUGUUCUUGGUUUAACCAAAGAACAAUUUUUUAAAGCAAAUGGUUGGUCAAAUUUGUAUUGGGGUUGGGGAUUUGAAGAUGAUGAUAUGAAUCAUAGAUUACACCAUGCAGGUUAUCAUGUUAGUCGACCACCAAAUCUUGUUGGUCGAUAUAAAAUGAUUCGUCAUGAAAAGCAAACACCUGCAGUAAACAGAUAUGGAACAUUAAGUAAAUGGCUUCGUUAUUCUUAUGAUGGCAUUCGACAACUUAGUACAUUAGAUUAUUCCAUUGUUACGACAGAGACACAUCUAUUGUAUACUCAUAUUUUAGUCAAUUUCACUCGUUCAGCGACAAAGACUAUUGAUCAUUUGUUAGAAGAUAUACCAAAAGCAAAAUAA
Messenger RNA from Adineta steineri, 894 nucleotides. NCBI's taxonomy places the organism in Eukaryota, Metazoa, Rotifera, Eurotatoria, Adinetida, Adinetidae. The record is from the annotation of a GenBank genome assembly.